AUGUCGAAAAUCUCAAACCUAGACUAUGUUGCCCUUAAUCUCUCUGGAGACAACUAUUUGCAAUGGGCACUUGACACAAAGAUUAACUUUAGGUCAAAGGAACUCGGUGAUGCUAUCAUCGAGGGCAACAAUGAGACUGAUAAGAAUCGGUACAGGGCUAUAAGUAUUAUACGCCACCAUCUCAUUGAGGGUCUAAAAGAUCAGUACCUCAUCAUGGAGAAUCCACUAGACCUUUGGACCGCUUUACAGCGACGUGAGAUGAGACCCAUCGGAACAACAUCAUUACCAGAAGCCAAUGAGGCUGAAAAGAAAGAUCCCAAAGAGUGCAACCACGUCCAUGAUGAUAAGAGAUCACACGGCAAAGGCCGUAGUAGAUACAAAGGACAUGGCCGUGACAACUACUCAUAUGGCCGGCAAGGAAACCACAAUAACCGUGGUCGUGGUUCCAGCUAUGGCCGUGGCCGAGGCAGUUAUGGAAGUGGUCAAGGCGGCAUAUCCAAACCGUCUAACUCGACCAAAUUAGCUUGUCACAGAUGCGGGAUGAGUAACCAUUGGGCCAAGAAUUGUGGAACCCCUAAACAUCUAUGUGAGCUCUAUCAAGAGAGCCUUAAGAACAAGAACCCGGAAGCCCAUAUGGUUCAUGAUACCGGGUAUGAUGCUGAUGAUGAUUCCGACCUUGAAAAGGACGACCUCUUGGAUUUUGAGACUUCUGAUUGUCUCAAAGACUAA
This is a messenger RNA of Brassica napus (rape), 729 nucleotides long. RefSeq lists its product as uncharacterized. NCBI's taxonomy places the organism in Eukaryota, Viridiplantae, Streptophyta, Magnoliopsida, Brassicales, Brassicaceae. The transcript has 2 exons. The coding region runs from base 1 to 729 and encodes 242 amino acids. The record is from RefSeq and is a predicted model, not a curated record.